Molecule: messenger RNA, 2748 nt
Organism: Symbiodinium natans
Lineage: Eukaryota; Dinophyceae; Suessiales; Symbiodiniaceae
Source: the annotation of a GenBank genome assembly
AUGCUUCCGGCACUGGCGGCCUUCCCCGCGGCCUUCUUCUACGAAGGCCGGCUCCAGACGGGCGUCCGCGGCUGCGAACGCAGGGUCGGCACGUCCUACGAGAAUCCUGGUGAGGCGGAGGUUGUGGCCGGACAUGUAGAUGAACUUCUCCGAACCGAAAGUGUUGAGUCCUUGGCCGUCAUCGCGCCCUAUGCAGCCCAGCGCAACCUCCUGGAGAGGCGCCUCGCUGAGCUUGGGGUGCAGCAUCCCAAGUUGCAGGUUGCCACGGUAGACGCCCUCCAAGGCGACGAGCGUGACGUCGUCAUCUUCUCCGCGACGCGCAGCAACGACGUGGGAGUCCUGGGGUUCCUCAGCGACCCUCGACGUGCGAAUGUCCUACUGACCCGGGCCCGCCGGGGCCUUUGCGUGGUGGGUGACGCCAGGACGCUCCGCUGUGACCCGACUUGGGGCGCCUGGCUGGCCGCCCUCCCCGAGUCCUCAACGAGAGGAGCCGUGAAGGCCAGGAGCCGUGAAGGCCAGGAAGGCCUGAAAGAGGCCUUCGGUGAAAGCUCCGGACCGUGGUUCCCAGCUCAGAUGUGCAUCGGGAACCUGGAUGAGGCGAUCGCUGACUGCGACCAGGUCAUGAUCCGCGAGCGCGCCUGCAACCUGGAGGUGCAAGAGCAGCAGGUAUGUGACACAGACAACGGUGUUCGUUCAGAUUCCAUUGCAACAGCUAUAGUGCUUGCCGGUUGCCACGUGGAGACAUAUCAGGCGCCAUGCUUGUCCGAGCAGCACCACAGCGCAGCCACGGGCUCGGACUCUCUAAGGAAGGUGGCGCCACUGACUUUGACAUUAGUGGGUGUUUUGGGUCCUGGGUAUCUCCAGCAUCGCACAGUGGAGCACGACCAAGUGCAAGUUCGAUUGAAGUCGCUGGAGCAGGCGCUUUUCAAAAUGAGGCACCGCAACUUCCGAAACGCAACGCCCAAAACGACUACCGAUGAAUACUCCGAGAUCAAGGACGUUCAAGCGCUGAAGCGGCACCUGCAAGGCUUGUGCGGACUACCGAGGUUCAGGCAACGAGUUUUGCACCAGGGAACCGAGCUCAAGGAUGAUGCCAAGCUCGAGUCUUUCACUGAAGUGCAGCUUGUUGCAUUGAACUGUUUCAGCCCCUCCGAGCAGGAAACGCUGGACUUCGCCAACGCCAUACGACUGUCGCAAGUAAGCGAGGUGGAGCGCUACUUGCAGCUUCCCCUCGACCCAGAUCAUCAGACAAGGCCAGGUGAGCAGACUCCACUCUCAUUGGCAGCCGGCCUGUGGGGAAACGUGGAGGUCACUUCCCUUCUCUUGGAGGCCCGGGCCAAUGUGAACAUUCCUGACGAGGACGGUGCAACGGCGCUGAUAUGGGCAUGUGAGGAUGGCUUCUUGGAUACGGCGCGUUUGCUCUUGGAAGCUCGGGCAGACGUGAGGGCAACAGACGUUGAUGGCUGCCAGCCCCUCGGACAAGCGGCGGGCCAAGGGCACCUAGAGGUCGUGAGGCUCUUGCUGACUGCCCGAGCCGAGAUCAAUUGCGUGCCGGAAGCAGAGGAGGCGUGUCCGGGGGCAGCUUUGCAUCAUGCAUGUUCUGAGGGCCACGUUGAAAUCGCACAGUUCCUUCUACAAGCCCGGGCAGCAGCCAGCCUGCCUGAUGUUGUCGGCCAAACGCCUCUUCACGAUGCUGCGAAGUCUGGGGAUGAGGAGAUGGUGGGUGUGUUGCUUUCGGCCGCUGCGAGCGUGGAUGUCGCCGACGAACUCGGCGACACCGCGUUGAUCGUGGCUUCGGCCAGUGGCUUCUCCAGGACGGUACAUCUCCUGCUGGAGGCGCGGGCUGACAGGAACCUUGCUGAUUGGGUGGGCGCCACGGCCCUUCACUUCGCAACUGCCGAAGGGUACCAGGAGGUCGUCAGCUUGUUGUUGCUCGGUGGCGAGAACCCGAUUCCUGACAGCUAUGGCACAACGGCUCUGCACUGGGCUGCUCACUACGGCCACACAGAAGUUGCAAAGUUGCUGCUGCACGCAGGAAUGGACCUGCAUGCUGUUGAUAAUGAGGGCAAGACUGCGUUUCUAGAGGCAGCUUGCUCCGGCUACUCCAGGACCGUUCGACUGCUUUUUGAGGCAAAGUCCGACCAAGACGCCGCAGACAAUCUGGGCAGGACAGCUCUCCAUUGGGCAUCCAUGCUUGGCGAUCAGGAGACUCUCUGCAUGCUGUUACGAGCACGGGCCAACGUCAAUGUCGUUGAUAAGCAGAGCACGACAGCUCUCCACCUUGCAUGUUUCAAGGGCCACAUGCAAGUUGCGCAGUAUCUGCUGCUUGCACGGGCGGACAAAGACCAGGCCGACAACGCUGGAUCGACAAGUCUGAUUAUGUCGUCUCGGCAAGGCUAUUUCAACACGACGCGGUUGCUCUUAGCCGCUGGGGCUCAGCGCGAUUUAACCGACAAGGAAGGCGGCUCCGCGCUUCAGUGGGCCGCCUAUCGCGGCCAUGAAGGCAUCGCCUGUCUACUCUUAGAGGCGCUGGCCAACCCUUGCUUGCCAGAUGGUGGUGGCAGACAGGCUCUCCAUUAUGCAGCUGAUCGAAGGCAUCGCAGGGUAGCGAUCCAGCUACUUCAGGCGGGUGCAGGCCGGGACCUCACGGACGAGGGCGCCGUUGAGAUCGCUGAGAUGCUCCUGGAGUCUGGUGCCGAGCUGGACUUGGCCAGGAUUCUGGGGAUCCCUGGCGCUGAGCCCGGCUGA